AUGGCCACAUUUUCGAAGGUAAAUUUUAAAACAAUUAAUUAUAAUUCGUUUCGUCCUCAUUAUCCUAGUAGUUUCUAUCAGAUAUUGAGUAAGUACGCUACUGAAGGUAAAGAGUCCAGACUUCCAUUGAAUAAAUCUUUAGACUUAGGUUGUGGGACGGGAGUAGCUACGUAUUCGUUGCUCAAUUUCGUCGAUGAUGUUACGGGUAUCGAUGUUUCUCCACCGAUGAUUGAAACAGCCAAAUCUUUAAUUCCCGAAAGAUGUGAGCAGAUGAAUGUGAAAGACAGAUCAAGGAUUAAGUUCAAGACUGGUUCGGCAGAGUCAUUUGUUAGUCUGGGAUCCAGGGAGGUCGAAGACAAUAGCAUUGACCUAAUUGUUGCUGCUCAGUGUAUCCAUUGGUUUCAGGAUUACAACAUUUUUUAUAAAAGUUGUGCUUCAUUGCUAAAACAGGGUGGGACUUUGGCUUACUGGUACUACGUGGAUCCGAUAGUCAUUGAUUUUCAAGGGCCUGCAAAAGGAGAAAAAAUGGAAAUCUUAAAAAAGGCAUUUCAAAUCUACAGCAAAUAUGUUUAUGACGAUCCAAAAUUUAUAGGACCACAUUGGGAACAGCCAGGAAGAAACAUUAUUAAGAACCUCUGUGUUGAAGUAAAUGAAGCUAUUCCUAAGGAUUUAUAUUCUGACAUCAAAAUUCAAACAUAUGUUCCUGACUUUGAUGGAAAUGUAAAGCCGACUGAUGAUGACCUUAAGUUGGAAAAACUGAAUAUGCUGAUUAAUGAUUUCAUAAAAUAUCUCAAUACUUACAGUGGUUUCCAUAACUAUAAAGAUGCCACUGGUGACAAGGAAAAUUUAAUCGAAUUAUUUCUUAGCGAAUGUGAAACAGAGCUCGGUUGGGACAGAGAAAAAACCAGAAUUGACAUCGUAUGGAGAACAGGCUACACAUUCAUGAAGAAGAAAUAG
Molecule: messenger RNA, 957 nt
Organism: Debaryomyces hansenii CBS767
Lineage: Eukaryota; Fungi; Ascomycota; Pichiomycetes; Serinales; Debaryomycetaceae
Exons: 1
Coding region: 1-957 (318 amino acids)
Molecular function (GO): S-adenosylmethionine-dependent methyltransferase activity
Source: RefSeq, a predicted model, not a curated record